Cornus florida is the source of this 2345-nucleotide messenger RNA. RefSeq names its product cyclic dof factor 2-like. Lineage: Eukaryota; Viridiplantae; Streptophyta; Magnoliopsida; Cornales; Cornaceae. The coding region runs from base 351 to 1841 and encodes 496 amino acids. Gene Ontology annotation, biological process: regulation of DNA-templated transcription. The record is from RefSeq and is a predicted model, not a curated record. Gene Ontology annotation, molecular function: DNA-binding transcription factor activity; DNA binding. The transcript is spliced from 2 exons.
CUUUUGGGUUCGCAAAUGAGAAUAAAAAAGAGGAGAGAGAAACAGGAAAUCUCAAGGCCACAAAGAACUUGUGGCUCAGAAUUGCUUUUUCUCUGCUGCUGACAAAACACACUCAACAGGCAAAGCUCUGAAUUAAACGGAUCAAAAUCGUCGAAACGGCGACGACGACGACAACACGCACACAACAACAGACCUCACCACACCCAUCCAACCCAACCCAACCCAAACACUCACACCGGGUGUGCCAGAUCUCUCUCACCCAAUCCCAAUUUCACCGCCUUUAUCAUCUCCCUCUCUGUGUACUUUCUCUCUCUAGAAGGUGUCCUUUUUUCUUGACAACAGAGCACGAAAUGUCGGAAGCGAAAGAUCCGGCGAUUAAGCUCUUUGGGAAGACGAUUCCACUACCGGAGGCCCCUGCGGAUUCCCCCGGCUCGGGCGGAGCUGCUACUCCUCCUAUUGAUGAAUGUCCGGGUUCACCCAAUUCUUCGCCUGAGAACGCCGAGACCGACAGAGUUGGAGAUCAGCAAGAACCGGAGAAGGACCCACCAGAAGGAAGAGUAAUUGAUGCUAAACUGGAGGAUGGAUCCCAACCAGUAACUUCAGAGAAGCCUACAGAUCCAAAUGCAACUCGAGGGGUACCUGAGAACCUGAAAACAUCUGUUGGCAAUGAAGCUGCAACACCAAAAACAACAAAGACUGAAGAAGAACAGAGUGAGACAAGUAACUCGCAGGAAAAGUCCUUGAAGAAACCCGACAAGAUACUUCCAUGUCCGCGCUGUAAUAGCAUGGAUACCAAGUUCUGCUACUAUAAUAAUUACAAUGUCAACCAGCCCAGGCACUUCUGCAAGAACUGCCAGAGAUACUGGACAGCUGGUGGGACCAUGAGGAACGUGCCCGUAGGGGCUGGUCGUCGCAAGAACAAGAACGCAGCCUCUAACUAUCGUCACAUAACCGUCUCAGAAGCUCUUCAGAAUGCACGAGUAGAUCUUCCGAGUGGAAUCCACCACCCUACUCUGAAGCCAAAUGGCACUGUCCUCACCUUUGGCUCAGACACACCCCUCUGUGAAUCAAUGGCUUCAGUUUUGAACAUUGCUGAGAAGACAAUGCAGAACCGCGCACAAAAUGGGUUUCAUAAACCAGAAGAACUCAGAAUUCCAGUUUCAUAUGGAGCUGGAGAGAAUGGGGAGGAUCAUUCAAGUGGGUCUUCAGUCACUGCUGCAAAUACGAAGGAUGAGGUUGGUAAACCUGGGUUGCAAGACACGCUGAUGCAGAAUUGUCAUAACUUCCCUCCUCAGGUACCAUGCUUUCCUGGGGCUCCUUGGCCUUAUCCGUGGAAUUCAGCUCAAUGGAGCUCUCCAGUACUCCCACCUGCUUUCUGCCCUCCAGGCUUUGCUAUGCCAUUCUAUCCCACUGCACCUUAUUGGGGUUGUACUCCUUGGAAUGUCCCUUGGAUUACCCCACCUCCUACUUCUUCUCCAAAUCAUGCGGCCCCUAGUUCUGGUCCAAAUUCUCCAACCUUGGGAAAGCAUUCAAGGGAUGAAAACAUGGUUAAACAAACCAACUCUGGGGAGGAGGAGCCACACAAAGAGAAUAAUCCCGAGAAAUGCCUUUGGAUUCCAAAGACUUUGAGAAUUGAUGAUCCUGGCGAAGCUGCAAGGAGCUCUAUAUGGGCAGCAUUGGGAAUUAAAGAUGAUAUAACCGAUUCAAUGAAUGGAAAGUCUCUCUUUAAGGCUUUCCAAUCAAAGGGUGAUGGGAAGAAUCAUGUAUCCGAAACCUCUCGAGUAUUGCGAGCUAAUCCUGCAGCAUUGUCUAGGUCGCUCAACUUCCACGAGAGCUCAUAAGUGCAUAAUAGUUUGAGAAAUUUUUACAGUUACAUUGUGGAGGGCGGUAUCUUCAGGUCCACAUAAAUUUGCUGCAACUUUGUACUCCACAGAGCAUAUUGAUUCACCGGCGUCAUUCGUAAGAAUCAAUUAUGAGAACAGUCCAAUUGGGAGGGAGAACAGAGAAGGAUUCUUAUGUGGUUUCAUCUCAAGAAGAAGGGAGACGGGUUAGAUUAGUUGGAGGAGCAACUGAUUUCCAAUGUAUCUUGGGUGAAAGUAAGAGUAGGUGGUUUUUGAUUUUGUGUAGAUGGUUUGCUGAGAUUAAAGUUCAUGUACAUAUUUAUAUUGAAAUAGUGAGACUGUGAGAGGUAGAGCAGAGUGGAGUUUGUGUACCAAGAUCCCAGAUGUAGCAAAAUAAACCUGGGAAAAUAACUUAGAAUUUUGUUUCUUGUAUAAUUUUCACUAGUCAUUAGGUUUGUAUCGUAUCAUGGAAUAAUCUCAACUCCGCAUACCUAAUCGCCUCCA